Molecule: messenger RNA, 1629 nt
Organism: Dendronephthya gigantea
Lineage: Eukaryota; Metazoa; Cnidaria; Anthozoa; Malacalcyonacea; Nephtheidae
Product: coiled-coil domain-containing protein 63-like
Exons: 4
Coding region: 1-1629 (542 amino acids)
Source: RefSeq, a predicted model, not a curated record
AUGCCGAUAUCCAGAUCAGAGAGCAGAAACGAUGUGGCUGACGCACAGUUGGAGUACCAACAAGAGUUGGAAGCACUGGAAAGACAUUAUCGUAAGAUGAAAAAUGAGAAAAAAAGCUACAAAGUGGAGACCGAUAACAUUCUCCGGCGCCAAGAAUGCGAGAUUGAAAAACUCGUGAGAGAACAUGAAGAUAUGGAGGCGUUAUUAAAUGUUUCACUUAGUCGAUACAACAGAGAUUUUGACAAAGGAAACGUGAAAAAAUUGAACAAAUUGUUAGAAAAAGAUAUCAUUGUGCAAGAGGCGUUUUCCGAGGGCAAUCAUGCUUUAGUUGCACUCGAUAAACGUAUAGACGCAACAAAAGAGAGAGUGUUUAAGAAGCAGAUUUUGUGUAAGAAGGCACAGACUUUGGAUCAAUUUUCUAUUCAGAGGCACAUUCGUAUUAUGGAAAAUCGCGUUUACACUGCAAAUAUGAGAUUUAACAAGAUUUUGACGAAAAAUUCAAAACUAAAAGGGACCAUCGAUUACAUCUCAGUUCAAAAGAUGCGAUUCCGCGAGUUAUUCAGAAGGCUACGAAGAGAAUUCAAGCAUGGAAAAACAGAAAUAGACAAUGUGGUUGAAUCUAGUCUUGGAUAUUUUCAUGCUCGCGAUGAAGCUCAACAUCGUAUGGCGUUCUUGAGAGAAAAAGCGGAACGUGACCUUGCUCUCUAUAACAUGGAAUUAAAGGACGUUAUGAGGAUUAUUGAUCAUGAUCGAAAGCUUCGAAUUUUCAUGAGCACGAAAACCGAAGAUCGCUCAGGUAUCUUAGAACAGGCUAUCUUCAAGCGUCAAAACAAGCGUAUGACGAACUUACUUGGAAAUCUUAAAGUAGAAGCCACCAAGUACGAAGAGAUAUUUAGCAAAAUAAGAGAGGUAACUGGCAUUUACGAUAUUGAUCAGUUGGUUUCGCGGUUUAUCAAAAUUGAGGACGAAAAUUUUGCUCAAUUUAACUACGUGAAUGAAGUGAGUACCGAGAUCGAGGCUCUCCAGGAAGAGAUAAGAGAAAGAAAGGCAGACAUGGCAGAUAUGGAAAAGACGAGCACGCAGGUCGACAAACGACGCAGAGAGAUCCUGAGUAAACUCGAAGUAAGAUUCUCGGAUGUUUGCUCGAAGAAGCAGAAGAUACAAGAACAAUACAAGCAAGCUAAAAAAAUGUUGGAGCAAGUUAAACCGAGGAUUGAUCAUCUAUUUAGAAGUGUGAAAUGCAAUCGUUCUGCCGUGACUGAUCUUCUUGGCAAUACCAAUGGCUUAACCGAGGAAAACGUGAUGUCUUUUCUUGGCAUCAUCGAACAACGUACCAACGAGCUGCUUCAAGUGCACUGCAUUCAAAAAUUGAAACACGGUUUAGAAGACGCAAACAAGCAUCUUAUGAUAGCUGAUGCAAUAUUUCCUGUGGCGGCAGAAAAGUAUCCACCAUUGUCUAUCAAACCACCCUCAAUUGCCGACGACGAUGACAUAGGUGGCCCAAUAUGCGACCUCGCAGAUAGCCAACCAGUAUCUUUUAAAGAAGCUAAAGCGUUAGUCAACAAAGGAGUUGUGUGUGUGAGAGAGGUGACAGCGGAUCCGAAGAAGCAAGUUCGAAGUGUUGUAUAA